UAUUUCCAGGAAAUCACAAUUGUUUUACGUGCGAAUAGGUCGCGAGAGAGCCUGCAGUCAUGCCGCGCGUUUUCAUCAAGGGCGGUGUUUGGCGCAACACCGAGGAUGAAAUCCUCAAAGCCGCCGUGAUGAAGUACGGGAAAAAUCAAUGGUCCCGAAUCGCUUCACUUAUACACCGAAAAUCUGCGAAGCAGUGCAAAGCUCGUUGGUUUGAAUGGCUGGAUCCGUCUAUCAAGAAAACGGAAUGGAGUCGAGAAGAAGAAGAAAAAUUGCUUCAUUUGGCCCGCUUGAUGCCGACGCAAUGGCGCACAAUUGCGCCGAUGAUUGGAAGAACUGCUGCUCAAUGUCUUGAACAUUACGAAUAUCUACUUGACCAAGUGCAGCGGAAAGAAGAUGGGGAGGAUGGUGGGGACGAUCCCCGCAAGUUGAAACCUGGCGAAAUCGAUCCUAACCCAGAAACCAAACCGGCCCGUCCAGAUCCGAAGGACAUGGACGAAGAUGAGCUAGAAAUGUUGUCGGAGGCUCGAGCUCGUCUGGCCAAUACUCAAGGAAAGAAAGCUAAACGCAAAGCUCGUGAGAAGCAGUUGGAGGAAGCUCGACGUUUGGCUGCGCUUCAGAAACGUCGUGAGUUGAGGGCAGCCGGUAUCAAUGUGCGGCUGAGCAAACGACGGAAGGGCGGCGUGGAUUAUAACGCGGACAUACCGUUCGAGAAACGUCCGGCUCCUGGGUUUUAUGACACUUCGAAUGAAGCCUAUGAUCCUAUGGACCCUGAUUUUGCGAGGUUGAGGCAGCAAAAUCUGGACGGCGAACUUCGAUCCGAGCGUGAAGCGCGUGAGCGCAGGAAAGACAAGGAGAAGUUGAAAAAGCGCAAGGAAAGCGACGCUCCUCCAGCAGCCAUGAUGCAAGGACAAGAGCCUGCGAAAAAGCGUUCCAAACUGGUCCUGCCCGCCCCGCAAAUCUCCGAGACAGAGUUGGAGCAGGUUGUUAAAAUUGGCAGAGCUUCUGAAGCUGCGAAGGAGUUAGCUGCUGGUGUUGUGGCCGGGGAUGAAGAGGACGAAGAGAACAUGGAUAAAGGACCGAAGGCCACGGAUGCUCUGCUUGGGGAUUACAGUUUAACACCCGGAGGAAUCCCCGGUGCUGGGUUGCUGAGGACCCCGAGAACUCCGGCUGUUACGAUGGAUAAAGUUCUACAGGAGGCACAAAAUCUGGUUGCUAUGACGAACAUCGACACCCCACUGAAAGGUGGCGCCAACAUCGACAUACCCGACCCAGAUUUUUCCGGCGUGACGCCACAAUCAAAAGCCUUGGCAACACCAAAUGUCGUUCUUGGAACCCCUCUCAUGAAAGCUGGGUUUGAGGGCGGUACCCCGCGAGGUGGUUUCACGCCGGGUUCAGCUCGCUUGAUCCCUGGGGCCACUCCGAUUCGUGAUCAGUUGUCGAUAAAUUCGGUCCGCAUGGGUGAAGGUGCCACGCCCAAACUGGUACAGAAGCAGUUGAAGGAAGAUCUCAGGCGAGGACUGUCGAGCCUUCCUGCACCGAAGAAUGAUUUCGAGAUUGUUGUUCCGGAUGAUUCGGAUACUGCGGUCGAGAAAGAAAAUGAAGAUGAGGAAAUGCCACUAAAUGGUGUGGAGGACCAGGCUGAUAUCGAAGCGAAGACUGAAGCUCAGCGUCGUAAGAAACGCGAAGCGGAGCUGAAGAGGCGGUCGCAAACAGUGCAGCGUGAUCUUCCAAGACCGUCGGAAGUCAAUGAGUCCGUUUUGCGUUGGCUCGCACCGGAAGCACAGGUGACGGAAUUGCAGCGAGCUGAAGAGCUCAUCAAGCAAGAAAUGCUCACCAUGCUUCACUUUGACGCCGUUAAUGAUCCAUCGGCGAAUCAGCGUGCCGCUGAAGCCAAGAAAGCUAAGAGCUCUUUGAGUUCUGAUCACGCCCGAUAUUUGGAUCAGUUCCCUUACGUAGAAAUCAGUGAUGAAGACCUUGCGGAAGCAAAAAAAUUGCUUACUGCUGAAAUGCAAGUGGUGAAAGUUGGGAUGAACCAUCAAGAACUGCCUCUUGAAGCUUAUACCCAAGUUUGGGAGGAGUGCUACAAGCAGGUCCUUUAUUUGCCUCAGCAGCAACGUUUUACCCGUGCCAGUUUGGCCUCCAAGAAAGAAAGAGUGGAAGCCCUAGAGAAGAACUUGGAGCAGAACAAGCUACAUAUGACUCGAGAAGCAAAAAAAGCAAGCAAAUUGGAGAAGAAACUGAAGAUUCUGACUGCUGGCUACCAGUCCCGUGCUCAAGGGCUGAUCCAGCAGUUCAAUGAGCUGACAAAUCUUGUUGAGCAAACAACAUUGGAACUCAGUUCCUACAACUUCUUGAAUGAUUUGGAGCAGCGUGCAAUGCCGAAGCGUCUAACUAGCUUGCGCAAUGAGGUCGCAGUGCAAGAGGAUCGGGAGCACGGCUUACAAAGGAUGUUUGGAAAGCUCAUGAACCAGAAACAGGCAUUGAAUGCUCGAGUUGAAAACCCACCCGGAUUUGGAAGCACUUGCAAGUAUGAGACCUUCUUUGGCCAAACUAAAUAUUACCAGUGCCCUCAGCCCGGAGAUUCCCCCGAAAACAAGUACUGCUGUGGAACCGAUUCAUACAAGCGAUGCUGUGACAAGCUUUUUGGGGUCCUGGAUGACGACACAGUCAAGAAUAUUGAAGAGAACUACACUGCCGUUGCCCAAUCAUUGUCCGUGAAGAAAAGCAUCGGAGUGAUUGCCGGGAUCGUCAUCCUUGUUAUCCUUGUUGUAGUUGUCUCAGUAAUUGUUUGUUGCUGCUGCUGCUCUUGCUGUCUAGUCAACAAGAUGCGAAACAAACGCAACACUCGGAACAAUUACGCGGGCGCAGUUCAACUCGCCCCGAGUGGAACUGUUGGAUAUCCUGUUCAGCAGGCGCAGAAUCACACGCCUGCCCCGAAUCACCAACAAUAUCCAGCUUAUCCUCAGAUGCAACCCCAGGCAGGUGCACCCUACCCGGCUUAUCCUGCGAAUCCGAGUUACCCAGCGUAUCCGACGAGUGGUUAUCCGGGACAACAGCCUCCAUAUCCCAUGCCGGAAAAUCCUCCACCGUACUCGGAUUAUGAAAAGCCACUGCCGUAUAACCCGAACUACCAGCCGUGAAUCACGUUUAUCAACCAGCUGAAUCGAUUCACGUGCCCUCAACAAAUUUUUUGAAAGUGUGCUUAGCGUCUGUAGUUCGAAGUGAAUGGCGUUCGUGCGGCUGACUACUUUAUCCUGCACCGACUGCAUCACGAAACGACGGAAGAGGGCCUCAAGGAAAACAAUUUUGACAGUUUUGAUCAAACCCGGGGGAACAAAACUGAGCCAUCCAUUGAUAACCCGAGAUCUGCCGAUUCAAGUCCGGAAUUUUUAUUGCCAAGGAGGAGAAAGCCACGACGGAAGUUGAACGUCAAGUUCGUGAAUGGUUUUGUUAUUUUUUACAGGAAUUUUUUCUUAGAUGGCUCUAGUCCUGAUUCUUCUUACUGGUAACGCCCUGGAAUAAGUGCAGCCACUUACAACCGUAAAUUCCUACUGAUGUUAGAGUUGCAUACCGAGCGAGGACUUCCUGAAUGUCAGGGUUUUUCCUUUGUCCCGCCUGUGUUCUGAAUGACGUGAAUGUGAAAUAUUAUUGACACAGUUUUUAAUAAUGAAUGUUUAUGCAACUUAGGCUGAUGCGACGAAUUAAAGAAAAAUAAUUGAAUUCCGCGAA
Notodromas monacha is the source of this 3729-nucleotide messenger RNA. NCBI's taxonomy places the organism in Eukaryota, Metazoa, Arthropoda, Ostracoda, Podocopida, Cyprididae. The record is from the annotation of a GenBank genome assembly.